Gigantopelta aegis is the source of this 981-nucleotide messenger RNA. RefSeq names its product CENP-B homolog protein 2-like. The transcript has a single exon. Gene Ontology annotation, cellular component: nucleus. Gene Ontology annotation, molecular function: DNA binding. Bases 1 to 981 code for a protein of 326 amino acids. The record is from RefSeq and is a predicted model, not a curated record. NCBI's taxonomy places the organism in Eukaryota, Metazoa, Mollusca, Gastropoda, Neomphalida, Peltospiridae.
AUGUCGAGUCAACCAAACAAAAGAAAACGUCAUGACAUUACUGCCCACGAAAAGAGAGAAAUCUGCCGGUAUAAAUUGGAAAAUCCAAAAGCGAGUCUGGAUGGCAUGUCAAAUUAUUUUGCUAAUAGUUUUGGCCACGGAAUAGGAAAAUCAACAAUUGGUGACAUUCUGAAGAAAAAUGAAAAAUGGCUUAAUAUAGUUGAAGAUGAAUCGUCACUUUCUAGAUCGCGACAUGCCAAGAACCAGAAGUUAGAACAGGCUCUCUACCUGUGGCUAAGUGACAUGUCCAGUCGGAAUGGAGCAAUCAAUGACCAAAUGUUGAUUGAAAAGGCCAAACGUCUAGGAGAACAGAUGAACGUAACUGACUUUGCUUACUCUCGCGGGUGGCUGUCACGUUUCAAGUCUCGCCACAAUGUUGCCAAAUACGUGAACGAAGGAGAAGCAGCAAGUGCCGACAAGAAUGCAGUGGUUAGUGGGAGAGAAGAACUGAAGAAAGUGUUAAACGAUUAUGCACCAGAAGAUGUUUUCAACAUGGACGAAACCGGACUGUUUUUUAAGCUGGGACCAAACUACACGUUAGCUUCAAAGCCUGUGAAAGGUGUUAAAAGAUCGAAGGACAGGAUAACAGUGGCACUUUGUGCAAAUUCUACUGGUGAUAUAAAAAUAAAGCCGUUUGUGAUCGCGAAAGCUCGGAGACCACGUUGUUUUGGUAAUGAUUUCAACCCGGAAGUUUACGUCCGAUAUCGUAACAACAAGAAAGCGUGGAUGACGUCGGACCUUUUUUGUGAUUGGAUAAGAGCAUUUGACAGGCAAAUGAAAUCGCGUGGUCGCGAAGUCAUUCUUCUUGUUGACAACGCGGCCAGCCAUGCUUGUGGGAAUGUGGCAUUGAGUAAUGUUAAAGUGCAUUUUUUACCACCGAAUACCACAGUAUGGAUGCGGGAAUUAUUCGAGCAUUCAAGGCACACUACCGACCGUAUUUAG